Molecule: messenger RNA, 2965 nt
Organism: Amphimedon queenslandica
Lineage: Eukaryota; Metazoa; Porifera; Demospongiae; Haplosclerida; Niphatidae
Product: BTB/POZ domain-containing protein KCTD3
Exons: 17
Coding region: 54-1496 (480 amino acids)
Biological process (GO): protein homooligomerization
Molecular function (GO): protein binding
Source: RefSeq, a predicted model, not a curated record
AAUAAAAGUGCACCUACUCAACAGGGCAGGUCUAACUUGUGAAUGAGCUUAAAAUGGCGACUGCCAGUGGAGACAUCAUUACACUUAAUGUAGGUGGUAAAAGGUUCUCAACCUCUCGCCAGACGCUGACAUGGAUACCUGAUUCAUUUUUCUCCAGUCUAAUAAGUGGUAGGAUACCUUCAGUGAAGGAUGAAACAGGAGCUAUAUUUAUUGAUCGUGAUCCUAGCCUAUUCAGAAUUGUCUUGAAUUUUUUGAGAACUCGUGACGUUGACUUGAAAAAUGUUAAUGUGUCUUCUUUGAGACAUGAAGCUGAGUUCUAUGGCGUACAUCCACUUGUGAAGAGAUUAGCUGUUUGCGAGGAAUUAGAGAAGUCAUCCUGUGGCUCUAUAUUAUUCUAUGCACAGUUAAAUCCGCCUGUUUUUGACGAACUAUCCCUAGAAACCCAGCAGGCUCAAGUAACAGCUCUACUAAAACCAGAGCUACAGAGACAGGUUAUACAGAUAGUCGGUCACAGUAAUUGCAUUGCAGUUGCUUACAAUCACUGUGUGUGUGUGCUUAGUGCUAGAGAGUCCAAAGGUUGGGAGCUUAUACACACAACGCCUCCACUUGAGAGAAGACCACAGUGCAUUGCACUCAAUGCUAGAGUCACUGCUACUUCCCUGGGAGAUAAAAUAUUAGCCGUGGUACUAGGUAAUGAAAUUAAAAUAUGGAGCAUCAGCCCUCAGCCAAGACUGCUAGCUACAUUUGAUAUGAAGAUUCCUAUUGAUGGAUUGUUCUUUAUCAACAACCAGCUGGUUGCCAUUAGCAACACUGGUAAAGUUGCAGUAUGGCAGUCGGUCCAAAGACACUGGCAGAUACAGGAGCUGUCACAGAUAAGGAGUUACGAUACAGCUGGCUCGUAUCUCAUUCUCGGUUGUAGCAACGGAAGCAUUUAUUAUAUUGAUAUGGAAAAGUUUCCUGUUAGGAUGAAAGACAAUGAUCUCCUUGUGACGGAGUUGUUUCAGGAUCCUUUUAAAGAAGAAGUGACGGCCCUGAGUAUAUUCAUGCCACCAAACUGCUAUGCUGGUCAGACGUGGAUGGAAGUAGCUUAUGGGACUGAUAGAGGAGGCGUGAGAGUGAUAGUACGUCAUCCUGAGAACAUCGGUCACACCCCACAAUUGUUUCAAAGUUAUAACGUUCACAGUAAUCCAGUGUCUAAAGUUGUACUAGGAGAGAAGCAUCUUGUAUCUGUUUGUGCUGAGAAUCACAUCAGGUCAUGGACGAUCACUAGGUUCAGAGGACGCAUAUCAACUCAACCUGGCUCAACUCCUAUUGCCUCGUUUAAAGUACUCUCACUUGAAGGAGCUCACUCGCUCUACUACCCAGUAAACUCUAUUGGUCCUUAUGGUGAAGGAGAUGAUGAGCAAGUGUUUGUCCAGAGAGUCAUACCAGACUCUGACACGAUAUUUGUACGUUUAUCAUCAACUGGUGAAAGGUUUGUGUGUGUCUAUUAUUAAGUUGGAGGGAAUUGGGGACUGUUACAUUCGUCAUUGUGGCUUAAUACAGUGACAGUGUUUUUUGGGAGCUCCUUCUAUUUGAUUAUAAUAAAUAUAGCGGUCCUUUAGGAUAAUAAACAAUAGAAAUGAAUAGGGAUUGUACAAUUAUGCAAGUGUGCAUCAUUUCUAUAGAGUAUGAGUGUGACGAUAAUUCACAUACAGUGAACAUAAUUAUAAUUAUAAUUGCGUUAUAAUACUGAACUCUAUUUCCCUUUGCUUGUACUCCAUUACAUGUAAUAUGAUUCUGUUAAUACAUACAGUGCAUGUGACAGUGCUUCAGUAUAAUCAUGUGUUAUAUUCCAUCGCAUAAAUCUUAUCAAUCAUCCUUCCUGUACUGCAAAGUGCAUGCAUGUAUAUUACUUGUAUAGUCUCACCCUAAUACAUGUGACAGUGUCUCGGUAUAUCAUAAUUAUGUUAUAUUCCAUUGCCUAUAAUGUACUAAUCUUAUCAAUCAGGAUCACUCUUCCUCUUGUACAGUUGCAUACCUGUAUAUCACAAUGUUGCAUCUCCAGAUGUACUUUUAGUCAUUUCUGCUGAUUGUAUGAUUUUUUGUUUUCUUCUUUUCUCAGUAAUGGAUUGGCCUAACUAAUCAUUAAAGAUGGAAUGAGUAGUCUACAUGUCAGAGUGUACAUUAUUUUGAGCUGCGUGUCCAUGUACAGUGUACAUGGUGUACAUGAAUGCUGUUUUGUCAUGCGUCUAGUCUUUGUGUCUUCCUACAGCUAAUGUGUGUGGAUUAGAUUUUACCAAAAUGAGCAAGAUUUAUUUAAUUUUUAUUUAUUUACUUCCAUGCACAUUUAGCAGAUAAAUACUAAAAAAAAGAUAAAUACUAAAGCUUAUUAUAAAUACAGUCGGCAAAAUUAUCAUUGUGCAUGUACAUGCAUGCUUGUUAGAAGAAUUUGCAUGUGUGUAUAUGUUUGUUUGUGUUGAUUGUGUUGUGUUUGUGUCCAUAUCUUGUUGACUUGUGUCACGCUGGAGAGUCUUAAAAGGGAUUGUGUUUGCCUUGUAUCCAUGGCAGCCAAUCCUAUUUCAAUUAUUUGGAUUUGGAAAGCCAGCCAAGUACGAUAUUAUGGUGUAGGAUAUAUUGGGUAUUGUUUUUUCUAGCUUUCUCUCCCUUUCUCACCUUUGAAAUAUUUUGAUUAAGUUAAACAAUUAGUUAUUUUGCUUUUGAGUCAUUGAAGUCUCUCAUUUUUAUCUAAUAACGAGUCACAAGCAACAAUGAGAUCUAAUUAACGAAUCGAAGGGAUGGAGUUGCUAAUAGAGUUAUGCGUGCAUGUGCCGAGCUUGUGAUACAUGGAAUAUAAAUGGAUUAUACACUUUGCUCUUGGCUUCUCGCCUCUGUCUCUUGCUGCCCCUUUUCUUGUUUUUUUUAAUGCCUUGCUCCUUCACUCUCUCUCCCUCUUUCUCUCUCUCUCUCUCUCUCUCUCUCUCUC